Molecule: messenger RNA, 942 nt
Organism: Thalassophryne amazonica
Lineage: Eukaryota; Metazoa; Chordata; Actinopteri; Batrachoidiformes; Batrachoididae
Gene: sapcd1
Product: suppressor APC domain containing 1
Exons: 4
Coding region: 178-690 (170 amino acids)
Source: RefSeq, a predicted model, not a curated record
AUUCUCUCCUUGUCGACUAACCAGUUAUGGCAGUGACAUGUGGAAUUUUUUUGUAACCUCGCCCUGGGGGCACCAUUCUGUCUGUGCCUGUGCACCAUGUUGCCUCGUUCCCCCGCUCUCAUUCCCUCUCUGUGAGUCUGAACAAACUGGGGACGAGCUGUAGUUUAUUUGCUGUCCAUGGCCUACUGUCCUGCUGGAUAUGGCUCCUACACUGUUGUUAUCAUCCCGCUCAGGACCAGCCUCAACAGCCUGGAUGCUCUGCGUUUCUACCUAUGGAUUAAGCGUCUGAAGGAUCUGGAGCGGGAGAAGGACGCUCUGUGGUCGGGUCUGCAGAUUCUGGAGAAGGCUCGUCUGUGGUACCACCAGCAGCUGGAGCAGAAUAGAACCCUGCAGGACAACAUUGAAGCCAAAACUGGACCCCUGGGCCAGUUACGUGCAGUCAAGACAUGGUCCUGUCUGCUGAGGUCUCAGAUCCAGAGGGUGAACGGUUCUUUGGGCUGCGUUAUGACUGAACCCAAUGUCACCAGCAGCAGCGACCCCUCCCUGCCUGAAGCCGUGACAGACAGCGACCUCCGUUGGCACAACACAGUACUGACUAAGGAGGUGAGUGAAAGGAAUGAUCAGAUCUCCGCGUUAGAAAUGGAAAAAGAGGCUCUGCUUGAACUGAUCCAUGAACUUCAGACCCACUGAUUGCCAAAUAACGUACACAUGUACACACACACAUCAACAAGUGUUGGACUGUAAACUUUAUUUUGUGCAGAGGGUGACUUUGACUUGUAAAUAUGUGUAAAAAAUAUGCAGCAUUUGUGGGUACAAUCUGUACAAUUUGUGGAAACAGUUUUGCUAAGAAAAAAUCUACAAUGUGUCAGAAUUUAGCAAGGAAAACUUUUGAAGUAGACCUUUUAUAAUAUAAAUUCUAUAUUAAAGUAAUAUUAGCUGUGA